Molecule: messenger RNA, 3635 nt
Organism: Ictidomys tridecemlineatus (thirteen-lined ground squirrel)
Lineage: Eukaryota; Metazoa; Chordata; Mammalia; Rodentia; Sciuridae
Source: RefSeq, a predicted model, not a curated record
AUGAGACCCAGACUCAAAAUAAAAAAUAAAAAGGUUGGGGAUGUGGCAGUGAGUUCAAUCCACUGUACCCAAAACAAAAACAAAUGAAUAAAAAACCACAAUCCCAGCUAUGUCAUUUCUAUUUAAAUCUCAUCAAUGACUUCAUGUCUUUUGUCAGGCCACAAUGGACACCCUCAGCUCCUCACAAAAAUCUCUUCCCACUUUUAAGCACAUGUACCUUUUUCCUGCAAUAGCUUCCCUCAAAACCCCACUUUCCCUUCAGGUUCAUCCAUUGUUACUUCUCAGAGAAGGCUCCUCACAGCCAUCCAUCUCCUCACAUAGUAACUGCUUGUCCCAGUGUCGGUGAUCCCAGUUUCGUGCCCCUAUGGACUCACGAAGGGCUGGGACUGUGUUUUAUGCAUCUUGACAUUUCCAGGUCUAUGAUGGGAGGGCUCACAGUCUGCAGCUUAGACCAGCUGGUGAAUGACUGCUUGAUUAGUCCACAGGGGUGAGGCCAGGUCCUGGUGAGGAGCUACCUGAACUGGCCCAAUGGUGGGAAUGGCUCUCAUAAGGAACUGACACUUGGACUGAAGGGUGAGAAGCAGUUACCCAGGCAAAGAUAUGGAGGUGGGAAAUGUCCUGGCACUGAGAAUGGCAAGUGAUGUCUGUGAACAUGGUGUUAUAGACACCAUGCAGGGGGAUGGUCAUAUUCAUGUUUGGAAGGGCAACCCUGACUGCCCUGUGGGGACAGAUCAUAUGGGGAUGUAGGAUGGCAGCAGGGAAAAGGGGGGCUGUUGUAGUCCCCAGGUAUAAGGUAAUGGGACCUUCACUGGGCCAGGUGUGGAUAGUGAAAAUGGAAACAAUGGGGUUUUGUUUCAUUUUUUCUUUCUUUUUGGGUGGGUUUAUGUGUCACUGGAAAUUGAAUCGAGGAGCAUUCUGCCUCUAAGAGAUAUCCGCAGCCCCUUUUAUAAAAUUUGAGACAGUGUCCUGCUAAGUUGCCGAAGCUGGCCUUGUGCCUCUUGAGUAGCUGGGAUUACAAGCAUGCAACACUGCACCUGGUUAGCAAUGGGGUUUUAGAUAUGUCCUGGAGAGGACAAGAUUUCAUAACUUCUUCUAUAAGAAAAGGAAGAAACAAAGCAGUCAACCUAGAACCAGGCUCAGAUUUUAGGUUCAGACAAAUGGAAAAUGGCCAAGCUGGGGAUGUGGAAUGGAAAGCAGAUGCGGGACAGGUUUUCUAUGAGGCGGGACAUCCACUGGAGGGCUCCAGGAGACAGGGUGGGCUGAAGAACAGAAGUGUCUGACCCAGGCUGAAUGCAGAACAAGUGGGAAGGAAUGGGACUCCAGACACAGGUUGUAGAGGGCCCAGGAACAACUGUGAUUAGGUGGUGAGCAGAGGAUGAGAAACCUGCCAUGGAGCAGCAGCUGGUGAGAUAGUGAGAAAAUCAAGAGUGCACAGUGUCCUGAAAACCAGGGCCCAGCAGUAUCUCAAUAAGAGGGAGUAUUUUUGACUGUGUUGAAGUCAGCCACUGCUAAGAGGUCAAGUCAGAUAAAGACUUGCAAGCAUCCCUUGGAUUUAAGCAACUAGGAGGUCAGUAGUGACCUUGAAGAGCUGUCCUGUCCAGUGCUGGGGGAGGAAGCCAGAUUGCAGGGGUGGGAGGAGGAAGUGGAAAUAACUUGUGCACACAACUCUUUGAAGAAUGUUGGCUGUGAAGUGGGGGCUGGAGAAGGGUGUGGUUGAAGGAGGGCUUUCUGUUCUUUCAAAGAUAGGAAAGACUAGAACCUGUUUGCUUGCUGAUGGGAAGGAGCCAUUAGGGAGGGAGAGGUUGAAGAUGGGGAAAAAGAAAGGGAUUGGAGGAGGGAGAUUCCCCAAGGAGGGAAAAGAGAUUAGUUUCCCAAAUAUGGCUGCACAAUUGGAGGGGGCAAGCCAGGGCCUGUGUUGGGCUCUGGGGGCUCAAAACAGCUGCCCACUCUCCCAGGCAGCCAGUGUGAGUCACUAGGGGGGAAAUAGCCCAAACUGGCAGUGUGGGAAAGGGAACUGGGCCAGUGAGUUCCUCUGGAUCCCCAGGGCGUCAGGAGCAGGGCCCAGCCUGGGCUCCAAGCCCUGAGCCCUGAACCCCAUGCUCUAAGCCAGACAAGGGCACAGAAAGAUUGUCUCACCCUUUAUAGGAGCAGGAAUAGUCAAGGAAGCUAGAGUUUACUUUUGUUUUUGUCUACACAGCUCUGAGCCUAUUUCUUCUUCAGCCCCCAAAGUGAGCCCAGCUCAAGGGUUUUUAACUUUUGGGGGGUAGGUGUGAGGAUCCUUUCUAUUCUUUAAAGACUGAUGUGUUGGGAAUUCUGCAGAUCCUUACCACCUGGGCCCUCUGAGGUGUGGGUUCCCUAUGAGCACAACAUCCCACUAAGGAACAGAGGCUGAAGGCCCUGGGGGGGGGGCGGGUGGAAAAUCGUUUCUCCAACACACAGCUGGUCUUCCUUGCCUUUGGAUCCCUCUGCCUGUCCUGUGCUUUUGUCUUUGGCCUAAGGGGACACAUCUCUAGGGAACCUGAAGAUCUGAUGACUAGCCCCCUCUGUUGAAGCUGCUGGAGAGGGCAGAACACUCCAGCUCGGCCCCCAACCUCACCUGACAGCUGACGCCUCUUGCUAAAAACAGCCGGCCCUGGGGGAAUAUGGGCUUUCAAGCCUCCCCGCCCCCCAUGCUCAGGCAGGUAUUAAAAAGGCCAAAACCGGGGCAAGCGGGUUGGACACCAUGCUAUUCACCGAGACUGCCCACUUCGUGGUGAAUUUUCUUCUGUCCCGGCGGCCCCGGGCCACGCCCCCGCACCGCCUGGACCAGGAUCUGUGUUUCUGGGGCAGCCGGGGCCCGACCUUGCCGGAGCCGGCCGCCCGCCGCAGCCUGGGCGACUACUGGCUGAGCCCGCAGCGCUAUCGUCCGCCGGGCGCUGCCUGGCGCUGGCCCGCGCGCAACCUGACGCUGCUGCCGGGGGCCACGGGUCUGGCGGACGUGCCGUCGGCUCGCUGGCCCAGCUGCUACGGCGCGCGCCCGCGCCUCACGUGGAAACACCGUUGGCAGAACAUUAACUACCAGUUCUUGGGCAAGAGGAAGAGACACCUAGUUCCCCUGCGUCCGUGAGAACUGGCUGGUAGCGGCAAGCAGGUAGGGAAGUGGAUGGGACCUUUGACAGGUCUCCAGACCUUCGUGGCGCCGGACCCAGCGCGGGGCCCCAAGGCUGCUAUGAUCAUAUUUUCUGGAGCAUAACUCAGGACCAGCCGUCUGACGAGUCUGGGCAUGUGAGCCCUUCGAAGAGUUCAAGGGGAGACUGACAAGGGCUGCAGUGCAGGACCAAGGAGAUGGGGGCCACCCCACUGUGCGCGGACGCCCACCCUGAGAGGGAGGCGGUGAGAAGAGGAAAAGACUGCGCGCUUCUCUUUCCUCGAGGAUGCCCUCUGCGUUCAGCUCGCUUAAGGACCGCUGCCUCUUCUUCCCACGAUCGUCCCUACCUGCUCCUGGUAGUCGGGAGGGACUGGGGGAGACCGGACCGCCAGCGUCGCCCACUGCGCAAGUGGGGCCCGCGACCGACCCCGCCUCCGCCCCUCGAUUGGGUGCUCAUUUAAAUGUCCGGCCCCGCCCCGAGCUCUGGGCGCAUAUAUAUAGGCGGCUC